Paecilomyces variotii is the source of this 3948-nucleotide messenger RNA. RefSeq names its product Hydantoinase B/oxoprolinase-domain-containing protein. Gene Ontology annotation, molecular function: 5-oxoprolinase (ATP-hydrolyzing) activity. Gene Ontology annotation, biological process: glutathione metabolic process. Bases 1 to 3948 code for a protein of 1315 amino acids. The transcript has 9 exons. The record is from RefSeq and is a predicted model, not a curated record. Lineage: Eukaryota; Fungi; Ascomycota; Eurotiomycetes; Eurotiales; Thermoascaceae. Gene Ontology annotation, cellular component: cytosol.
AUGCCGCACAUCACAGGAGCCGAUCAGACCAAGCUCCGUAUCUAUAUAGAUCGAGGUGGUACUUUUUGCGACUGCAUAGGAAUAGUUCCAGGAAAAGAGGACAUAGUUGUCAAACUCCUUUCCGUUGAUCCUACUAACUACGACGAUGCACCCACAGAGGGAAUUCGUCGGAUUCUAGAGAUUGCUACAGGUGAACCUAUCCCUCGUGGAUGCAAACUCGAUACUUCCAAUAUAGCUUCUAUUCGCAUGGGAACGACCGUAGCAACAAAUGCUUUGCUAGAGCGAAAGGGAGAAAGGAGCGCUUUGCUAAUCACAAAAGGAUUCGGGGAAUUGCUCAAAAUCGGACAUCAGACGCGCCCUAAGCUCUUUGAUCUCGAUAUCAAAAAACCUGAUGUCCUAUACGCCAAGUGUAUUGAGAUUGACGAACGAGUCACUAUCGACGUCCCUCUUGCAGAAGAUAAAGAUGCGGGGACAACUGUGCAUGGACUCAGUGGAGAUGUUGUGAGAAUACUUAAACCUCUCAACGAGGGAGAAGUAACACGCUCUCUUCUCCAAUUAUAUAAUGAAGACUUUCGAUCAAUCUCUGUGUGCCUUGCGCAUUCUUAUACUUAUCCCCAGCAUGAGCUACGCAUUGCAGAAAUCGCUAAAGAGAUUGGCUUUACGCACAUCUCUCUCUCAUCCCAAGUCGCGCCCAUGAUCCGGCUCGUCCCGAGGGGCAUGUCAGCGACAGCCGAUGCAUACCUUACACCAACAGUAAAGCGAUACAUUGAUGGCUUCACCAAGGGUUUCGAAGGGGGUUUUCAACAACCCGGGAAGACCAAGUGUCAAUUUAUGCAAUCUGACGGUGGCCUUGCAGACUUCAGGAGGUUCUCAGGCCUACGUGCUAUCCUUUCAGGACCAGCAGGUGGAGUUGUUGGGUAUGCAAAAACAAGCUAUGACCCGGAAGAUGGGACACCUGUCAUUGGAAUUGAUAUGGGCGGUACUAGCACAGAUGUUUCCCGAUAUGCAGGACAGUUAGAACAUGUGUUCGAAACAACAACAGCCGGAGUUACAAUCCAAUCUCCGCAACUCGACAUAAACACUGUGGCUGCGGGAGGAGGUUCGAUUCUCUUUUGGAAAAAUGGACUUUUCAAAGUUGGUCCAGAAAGUGCAGGGGCUCAUCCAGGUCCAUCAUGCUAUCGCAAGGGCGGUCCACUAACUGUGACGGAUGCCAACCUCUUUCUGGGGAGACUGCUUCCAGAGUUCUUUCCUAAGAUAUUCGGCCCGAAUGAAGAUCAAGCUCUUGACUAUGGUAUCGUGGCAGAGCAAUUUCAGAAUCUCACGAAGGAAAUAAACGAAGAAACUGGGAAACACUUGACGCCGGAACAAGUGGCAGUAGGCUUCAUUGAGGUUGCAAACGAAGGGAUGUGUCGUCCCAUUCGCUCCCUGACAGAAGGCAGAGGCUAUGAUGCGCGCAAUCACCGCUUAGCGGUAUUCGGGGGUGCAGGAGGUCAACAUGCAUGUUCAAUAGCACGCAAUUUGAACAUCAAUAGUGUGGUUGUCCAUAAAUAUUCAUCCGUUCUGUCUGCCUACGGAAUGGCAUUGGCGGAGAUCGUGCAUGAGGGACUCGAACCGAUUUCCGAGGUCUACUGUGCAGAGGCCCUGUCAAAGAUUCGUAAACGUCUCGAUGCUUUGCAAGCAAAAGUAAAAAAAGAAUUGAAGGAAGAGGGGUUUGACGAAUCAUCUCUACGAUAUGAAAGAUAUCUCAAUAUGCGUUAUCAGGGUACUGAUACCUCAAUGAUGAUUAUGGAGCCAGAAAAUGGUGAUUUCGAACAAUCUUUCCUCGCAAAUCAUCUGAGAGAGUUCACUUUCACCGUACCUGGAAGACCGAUUCUUGUUGAUGAUCUUAGAGUCAGAGGGGUCGCGAAUGACGGCACAUCCAUUCAGAAUGUACACUUCGUCGGUCAACUGCGGGCAGCAAAGAAGCAUUCGAGGGAUGCAAACAUUACAGAUGCAGAAAAUACAGCAACUGUCUAUUUUGAAGAGACCGGGUGGGUUCAAAGCCCAGUGUAUAUGCUGGAUAAGCUCCCAAGUGGAGUGGCAGUUGCAGGGCCAGCAAUAAUACUUGACAAAACGCAGACAAUUAUCGUUGUGCCUGGUGCGACUUCUAUUAUCCUUGACAAACACGUAGUGAUCGAUGUCGGUGUACCUACUCCAAAAGAAGUCUCCGCCGAUGCUAUAGAUCCAGUGCAGCUUUCAGUCUUCGGUCAUCGUUUCAUGAGCAUUGCAGAACAGAUGGGCAGAACAUUACAGAAGACGAGUGUCAGUCUUAAUAUUAAGGAACGUUUAGACUUCAGUUGUGCUAUUUUUGGGCCUGACGGAGGCCUUGUAGCAAAUGCGCCUCAUGUUCCUGUGCAUCUGGGUAGCAUGCAGAAUGCAGUGAAAUAUCAACACGAGGUCAACCUAGGAAAACUGAAACCUGGAGAUGUCCUGGUGACCAAUCAUCCUGAAGCUGGUGGGACGCACCUUCCAGACAUAACCGUUGUCUCUCCCGUGUUCGAUGAGAAAGGGAAAGAUAUCAUUUUCUAUACUGCCUCUCGAGGACAUCACCGAGAUAUCGGUGGCUUAGGUGGCAUAUCCGGGAAUCCGAACUGCAUUUUUUUGGAACAAGAGGGGGCGCGAAUAAAGUCAUUUAAACUCGCCUCAGAGGGAAAGUUCGACGAAGAAGGAAUCACGAAAAUAUUGGUCCAUGAUCCAGCACAAUACGAAGGGUGCGUGGGAUCCAACAGCAUAAAUGACAACCUCUCAGACCUCAAGGCACAAAUCGCCGCAAACCAGCGCGGUUCGCUUCUCAUCCAGGAGCUUUUCGCAGCAUAUGGGACAAAAGUUGUACAGUCCUACAUGGCAGCUAUACAGGGUACUGCCGAGCUCGCUGUCCGACGUUAUUUGAAGAGGGUCGCAAUGACACAUCCGGAUUCUCUGAAAGCGGUUGAUUAUCUCGACGAUGGGACCGAAAUUCAUCUUGAAGUCCGCAUCGACGCCGCCAACGGAAGCGCAGAUUUUGAUUUCACAGGAACGGGGCCAGAGACGUACGGAAAUCGCAAUGCGCCUUCCAGUCUGGUCUACUCGGCGAUCAUCUACGCCCUGAGAGCAAUGAUAAAUGAAGAAAUCCCACUAAACCAGGGAUGCCUUCAGCCAGUAAAUAUUAUCAUACCGGAGAACACAGUCCUCUCUCCAUCUUCCGGUGCUGCAGUUUACACCGGUAACACUCUGACGAGCCAGAGGCUGACCGACGUUGUUUUCAAAGCUUUCGGGGCAUGUGCUGCCAGCCAAGGUUGCAUGAAUAGUGUACAGAUGUACGGAGGUGAGAAAGCCGAACCUGGCGAGCCUUUCGCAGGCUUCACGUUUAUGUAUGGAGAGACCCUUUGUGGGGGUAGUGGUGCGGGAGCGACCUGGCGUGGAGUUUCAGGAGUACACACGCAUAUGACCAAUACCCGUGUCAGUGACUGUGAGAUCUUGGAGAAGCGAUAUCCCAUCCUUGUGAAACAAUUUUCACUGAGACAUGGAUCUGGCGGAGAAGGUCUACACCCAGGCGGCGACGGGGCCAUUCGUGGAUUCGAGGCUCGGGCGCCGAUAACUUUCUCUCUGAGCACCGAAAGACGAGUUCAUCGACCAUACGGAAUGGCCGGUGGUGGCCCUGGGAAGAGCGGUAGGAAUCUGGCUCUACUGAAGCUACCUGAUGGGAGGGAUAGGUGGGUUAACGUUGGAGGGAAAGGUAUUAUCAAACUGCGACGCGGAGAGCAAUUGUUUAUCCACACUCCUGGUGGCGGAGCUUGGGGUGCUCUCCCAAAUUCUGGUAUAUCACCUGGAAAUAAUUACAUUGAUGGGAUAGCAAAGAAUGGAGAAGAGCAACAUUGGCGAGGAAUGGGUAGUCUUCAUAAUUUUUCAACCGCACAAAAUGAGGGUUGA